AUGUCGGGUUACAUCGAGGACGCUGAGGGUUAUGCCAAGAACACCAAGGCGGCUGCUCCCGAGGAGAAUGGGUUACGCGCCAAGACCCAGUGUUACACAGCAACUGCUCCAACUUCCAAGUCUAACAUGGCAGGAUCCAAUUCGAGUGUUCAUGGUGGGAACCACGGAGAUGAAGAACCCCCUGUUGCACGGGCUGAGCUACGCCAAAUGACCAACUCGCUCUUGGAGGCGAUGGAGAGGAUGUUCAACGAACGUCUUCCUGCAGCGGGUGGUCGAGGUCCACAACAUCAACAUGAAGACAAUCACCGUGAAGAAUUUGGUGAUGAAAAUUCUGGUUUUGGUGCUGGAUUUCAUGGCCGCAACGGCAAUGGUCGUGGUGGUCAUGGUGGAGGGCGUCGUGCUGAUUUUGAUCAGCGCGGUGGUGGACGGCGUGCUGAAUUUGAUUAUCAGCGUGGAGGAGGACGUGGACGUGAUCGUCGUGUACAUUUUGAUGAUGAAGAUGAAGUUCAUGAUGAGUAUGAGGAGGGAUUUGAUGAUAAUGAAAAUCCUUUUGGUCACCAUGGGCAUUUUGGACAGCCACAUGAACAUCGUCGUGGUGCUGGUCAUGAUGGGGAAAAUCAUCGUGGUCGUCGCAAUAGAGAUGAUCCGGAUAGCAUUGCUUGUGUAAAGUUAAGUGUCCCAAAUUUUUCAGGGAAAGAAAAUGCUGAUGCUUAUCUUGAAUGGGAGGAGCAAUGUGAUCAGAUUUUUAGAGUGCAUAAUCUUUCUGAUCAGAGGCGUGUCAACCUUGCUUUUGUUGAGUUUUCAGGUUACGCUCUCACAUGGUGGAACCAAGUUCAAGAAAAUCAACGUGUGUUGGGACGUGAUCAUAUCAACACAUGGGCUGAGAUGAAGAGAGUGAUGAGAAGACGCUUUGUGCCAUCAAGCUAUCAACGUGACCUCCGCAAUAGGUUACAAACAUUGAGACAACGAUCAAAAUCUGUUGAUGACUACUUCAAGGAGAUGGAGUUACUCUUGGUGAGAUCUGGAAUUAGAGAAGAUGAAGAGUCAAAAAUGGCAAGAUUUUUGAAUGGUCUCAAUGAAGAAAUUUCAGGUUUUGUUGAGAUGUUUCCAUAUCAUAAUUUGCAAGACCUUGUUGAUCAAGCUAUGCGCACCGAGAGGAAAAUUCAGCAAGAGGGACGAAGAAGGUCUUAUGGGAGCCAAUCAAUUUCAGCCCCAUGGCAUCGGCAGCAGCCCGGUACCUCUGUUGGUGGGGGAAGAUCACAAGGAGUUGCUGCUAGGCCUUCUCCAUCCAUUGGUGCUGCAAAGAUAACGGUUUCUACUGCUUCUUCACCUGCAAUUCAGCAAGAACAGCGACAUCCUGCUGCAAGUACAGCAACCCCUUCUGUUGCAUCAGCUGCUGCUUCUUCUUCCCAUACCCGAGGCAUUGUUUGUCACAAGUGCCAAGGUCGAGGACAUGUUGCUUCUCAAUGUCCUAGUCGAAGGACCAUGAUUAUGAAUGAGCAAGGUGAAUGGGAAUCUGAAAGCGAACCUGAGGAAGAAGCUCCAAUAUAUGAUGAAGAAAUUAUGCAAGAUGAAGGUGAUGAAAUUCAACCUGAUGAUGGAGACAAUAAUUGCUUCAUUUCUCGCCGAGUGCUUAGUGUUACUGCUGUCCAAGAAGAGAAUAAUCAGCGGCACAAUCUUUUUCACACCCGGGGCAUGAUCAAGGACAAGUUGUGUCGAAUCAUUGUUGACAAUGGCAGCUGCAAUAAUAUUGCAAGUCAAGAAUUAGUUGAAAGAUUGGGACUGAAACAGCGGCGCCACCCUUCUCCAUACAAGAUGCAAUGGUUAAAUGAUUGUGGUGCGCUGCGUGUAACAAACAUUGUGACCGUUCCCUUCUCCAUUGGGCGGUACAAUGAUCAUGUGGAGUGUGAUGUGGUUCCAAUGGAAGCAUGCCAAUUGCUGUUAGGAAGACCUUGGUUGUAUGACCGAGAUGCUCAGAUUUGCGGUCGUGCCAACAAGAUUGUUCUCAUGUACAAAGGAGAGCGCAUCACUUUGCUUCCUUUGUCACCGGAGGAGAUUGUGAGAGAUGAUCUGAAAAGAAAACAGCGAGCGAGCAAGAACCACUUGCGAGUGACCCACAAACAUAGUGAAGGAGUGUUUCCAAAGCCAAAUAAAACUCCACAGCUGCAAAGAACCGAGCCAAAGGGAAAAGAGGGUUUAGUGAUGAUGGCUAGGAAGGGGGAUUUAAAAGAAUUGAGUGAACCCAAUGCUGUGUUCUAUGUACUCCUGUACAAGGACAAUUUUCUUGUCACUAACGACUUACCCUCUACUUUGCCUAGUGCUGUUUUUGAUGUGUUACAGGAAUAUGAAGAUGUGUUUCCUGAGGAAGUACCACCAGGGCUGCCACCAAAGAGAGGGAUUGAACAUCAAAUCGAUCUUGUUCCUGGUGCUCCACUUCCUAACCGUGCACCAUAUCGGACCAACCCGGAGGAAACAAAAGAAAUUCAGCGCCAAGUGCAGGAGCUCAUCAACAAAGGUUAUGUAAAGGAAAGUCUAUCACCUUGUGCUGUUCCUGUCCUUUUAGUUCCAAAAAAAGAUGGCUCUUGGAGAAUGUGUGUUGAUUGCCGAGCCAUUAAUAACAUCACCAUAAGGUAUAGACAUCCCAUACCUCGACUUGAUGAUAUGCUUGAUGAGCUUAGCGGUGCUAUCAUUUUCACCAAAAUUGAUUUGAGAAGUGGCUACCACCAAAUCCGAAUGAGAGAAGGAGAUGAAUGGAAAACAGCCUUCAAAACCAGGUUUGGGCUGUAUGAAUGGUUGGUAAUGCCAUUUGGUUUGACCAAUGCACCUAGCACCUUCAUGAGAUUGAUGAAUCAUGUGCUUAGAACUUUCAUUGGCAAGUUUGUUGUUGUUUACUUUGAUGAUAUCUUGAUUUACAGCAAGUCUCUUGAUGAACAUAUUGAACAUAUAAAAUGUGUGCUUGCUGUUUUGAGGAAGGAAUGCUUGUAUGCUAACCUUGCCAAGUGCACCUUUUGCACCGACAAGGUUGUGUUUCUUGGUUUUGUUGUUUCAGCUCAUGGCGUGGAGGUGGAUGAGGAGAAGAUCAAAGCUGUUCGUGAGUGGAAGCCUCCACAAAAUGUGAGCCAAAAGGACAUUUCAUUCCAAUGGGGGGAAGCACAAGAGAAGGCAUUUGAAGAGUUGAAAAAGAAGUUGACAUCAGCCCCACUCCUUGCACUUCCAGAUUUUGGUAAGACCUUUGAGAUUGAAUGUGAUGCAAGUGGUGUAGGGAUUGGAGGCGUGCUCAUGCAAGAAGGAAGACCCAUUGCAUACUUCAGCGAAAAGCUAAGUGGUCCAACUCUGAAUUAUUCAGUUUAUGAUAAAGAACUUUAUGCUCUUGUGAGGAGUUUGGAAACUUGGCAACACUAUCUAUUGCCCAAAGAAUUUGUGAUACAUUCAAACCAUGAAUCUUUGAAACAUUUAAAGGGACAAUUAAAACUGAACAAAAGACAUGCUAAAUGGAGUGAAUUCAUUGAGUCUUUUCCUUAUAUUGUCAAAUACAAGAAAGGAAAGGAAAAUGAAGCUCAUGCCGGAGGACUUAUGGGACACUCAACCACAAAAUUUUGUCCAUUCGAGAUUGUCUAUGGUUUCAAACCUACUGCUCCCAUCGAUCUUUUGCCUUUGCCUAUGCAGGAACGUAUGAACUUUGAUGCAAGCAAGCGAGCUGAAUUUGUAAAGAAACUUCAUGAUCGAGCAAGAGAAAACAUAGAGAAGAUGACCAAGCUGUAUGAGCAGCGUGCAAACAAAGGGCGCAAGAAGAUGUUGUUUGAACCAGGAGACUUGGUUUGGGUGCACCUACGCAAGGACCGCUUUCCUGAACAACGCAAGAGCAAGUUGCAGCCCCGAGCCGAUGGUCCAUUCAAAGUGCUUCGCAAGAUCAAUGACAAUGCAUAUGAAAUUGAUCUUCCAAGUACUUAUGAGUCGAGGACGACUCCUUUUCAAGAGGGGGAGGAUGAUGAGGACAUCCCAGCCAUCCGUAACCCGAGUGCAUCGGUUACGCCGGCUGUGUCACUUACACCAUCGGUUACGCCACAAGUUACACCAAGUCCAACUAAGGUUACACUUCAAGAGACAAGUGCAACACCGGUUACACCAAGCAAAGCCAUGGAUACAUGUGCUCAAGCCUAUGAAGGACCCGUUACACGCAGCCGUGCAAAGUUUACACAAGAGGCGACAAUGUCGGGUUACAUCGAGGACGCUGAGGGUUACGCCAAGAACACCAAGGCGGCUGCUCCCGAGGAGAAUGGGUUACGCGCCAAGACCCAGUGUUACACAGCAACUGCUCCAACUUCCAAGGCAAAACUGUACCAUCUCGGGAAGAGACGGGGGUCAUAA
This is a messenger RNA of Phragmites australis (common reed), 4368 nucleotides long. RefSeq lists its product as uncharacterized. Lineage: Eukaryota; Viridiplantae; Streptophyta; Magnoliopsida; Poales; Poaceae. The record is from RefSeq and is a predicted model, not a curated record. The coding region runs from base 1 to 4368 and encodes 1455 amino acids. The transcript is spliced from 7 exons. Gene Ontology annotation, molecular function: nucleic acid binding; zinc ion binding.